Messenger RNA from Meloidogyne enterolobii, 736 nucleotides. Lineage: Eukaryota; Metazoa; Nematoda; Chromadorea; Rhabditida; Meloidogynidae. The record is from the annotation of a GenBank genome assembly.
UUCGCCCUAACAAGGAUGUUCCCUCAGCACUACCAAAGAUGUUCACCUCACUCUACAAAAGAUGUUCACUUCGCCCUAACAAAAAUGUUCCUUUCACACUACCAAGGAUGUCCCCUUCGCCCUAACAAAGAUGUUCCUUUCACAUUACCAACGAGGUUCCCUUACAAAUUAUUCCUACCAAGGUUGUUCCUUUCAGACUACCAACGAGGUUCCCCUCAUACUACCAAAGAUGUUCUUUUCGACCUAACAAAGAUACUUUCACACUACCAACAAAGUUCCCUUACCCCUACACAUGUUGGUCACACCAAAGAAGAGCCCUGAUUUCGAUAUCGAUAACAAUAUGACCAUAUGCACCUACACAUAUCCCUAUGACAACAUCUUAAUCCCUCUUCAAGGCAAUUUCUACUAUUUAUUCGUUUCCUUCGGCAAAUGUUGCGCUGGUCUUCAAAGCACCUACAGCAUUCAUGUCGGCCGCUCCCACCGUCCAUCAGGACCUUAUCUAGACGACAAAAAUGUUCCGAUGCUUCAAGGAGGUGGAAUGCUUUUGCUUUCAUCUAAUGACCAAAAAAUAGGCCCUGGAGGGCAAAGCCUGUUAAAAAUCAAAAAGAAGGGAAAGAAAAAUAUGAUAAUUCUUGUUUAUCAUUAUUAUGAUGGAUUGGAUAAUGGAGUACCCAAAUUGGGAAUUAAACGAUUGGGAUGGACAGCUGAUGGAUGGCCGUUUGUUAAGGAUUUGUAA